This is a messenger RNA of Telopea speciosissima, 1706 nucleotides long. RefSeq names its product protein DETOXIFICATION 41-like. The record is from RefSeq and is a predicted model, not a curated record. Gene Ontology annotation, biological process: xenobiotic detoxification by transmembrane export across the plasma membrane. Bases 15 to 1535 code for a protein of 506 amino acids. Gene Ontology annotation, cellular component: vacuolar membrane. NCBI's taxonomy places the organism in Eukaryota, Viridiplantae, Streptophyta, Magnoliopsida, Proteales, Proteaceae. The transcript is spliced from 9 exons. Gene Ontology annotation, molecular function: xenobiotic transmembrane transporter activity; antiporter activity.
AGAGCUCUAUAGAGAUGGGGUCCAACGGUUACUAUGAACCAUUGUUGGUCGGACAAGGCCGGCCUGAGUUGGCUAAUUUGUCUUCUGAAGAAGUAGAAGAGAUAUUGACGACACAUGAGCCUUUGCCUUACCGAUGGUGGCCUCGUCUUGUGGCUUGGGAAUCUAGACUCUUAUGGGUUCUCUCUUGGGCAUCCAUCGUUGUUUCUAUUUUCAAUUUCAUGCUCAGUUUGAUCACUCAGAUGUCUGCUGGACAUCUUGGUGCCUUGGAGUUAGCCGGUGCUUCUGUUACCAAUGUUGGAAUACAAGGUCUUGCUUAUGGGAUCAUGUUGGGUAUGGCUAGUGCUGUACAAACUGUGUGUGGCCAGGCUUAUGGAGCGAAGAAGUAUUCAUCCCUUGGUAUAAUUUGCCAGAAAGCCAUAAUAUUGCAUCUAGGAGCAGCUUUUCUCCUCUCAUUUAUCUAUUGGUACUCCGGCGCAAUCCUCCGAGGAAUCGGACAAUCGGCUAGCAUAGCAGAGCAAGGCCAAAUUUUCGCGCGAGGAUUGCUCCCUCAACUCUAUGCAUUUGCACUGAACUGUCCAAUGCAGAGGUUCCUACAAGCUCAAAACAUAGUAAACCCCUUGGCUUAUAUUGCUGUUGGGGUCUUCCUCUUCCAUAUAUUACUCACAUGGGUGGUUGUGUAUGUUUUGAACUAUGGGCUUUUAGGGGCAGCUCUUUCUUUGAGUUUCUCUUGGUGGCUCUUAGUCAUUAUGACUGGGCUUUUUAUACUUUUAAGCCCAUCUUGCAAGGAAACUUGGACAGGGUUCUCUACACAGGCCUUUAAGGGGAUUUGGUCUUAUUUGAAGCUAACACUUUCAUCAGCUGUUAUGCUAUGCUUGGAGAUAUGGUACAAUCAGGGUCUCGCGCUUAUAUCGGGCCUACUCCCAAAUCCAACAAUUGCACUUGAUUCCAUAUCUAUCUGCUUGAAUUACUGGACAUGGGAUAUGAUGUUUAUGUUGGGCCUCAGUGCAGCAGCCAGUAUUCGAGUCGGUAAUGAGCUCGGCGGCUCUCAUCCAAAGGUUGCGAAGUUCUCAGUGAUCGUUGUUAACGCUACAAGCAUCAUCAUCAGUGCAAUUUUCACUGCACUUGUUAUGAUAUGCCGUAACUUAUUAAGCAAGGCUUUUACCAGUGAUACCGCCGUUGUUAACGCGGUUUCGGAUUUGACUCCAUUACUUGCAAUCUCAAUAUUCCUUAAUGGAAUCCAACCUAUACUCUCAGGAGUGGCCAUUGGGAGUGGAUGGCAAGCUCUAGUAGCUUAUGUCAAUUUAAGCACUUACUACAUUAUUGGUCUCCCCGUUGGAUGUCUUCUUGGCUUCAAAACAAGUUUAGGAGUAGCUGGGAUUUGGUGGGGAAUGAUACUUGGAGUUUUUCUACAAACGGUAACCCUAAUUAUCUUAACUGCCAGAACGAACUGGACUAAGGAGGUUGAUAAAGCUGCGGAACGCUUAAAGAUGUCUGCGGAUGAAGAAAAACUUGAGUUGGUGGACAACAUUGCAUGACCAACCCUGAGAAAUUUAGCAUAUGUUUUUACAAGAAAUCAGCAAGAGAUACAAGUUUUGCCCUUUUUCGGAGUUGAGAGGAGAGGGGAUUUGGGUUAAUGAUCUUUGUAUCUCUUGUCACAUAUCGGAAUAUGUGAUUAAGGUGAGAUGAAUGAGAGUUUAGAUCAUUGC